UUUGUAAACCACCAAAAGCUUUAGAUUGGUUUGUUAUCAUACACAAACAAAAACCCCCACCACCACCAAAACCCAGCCAUGGAAAAAAAAGAGAAGAAGAAGAACAACAAGAAGCAGAAGCACCAACACCCAAAUGACCAAACCACCAAACCCACAUCAGAUUUCUCUUUCAAGCCUUGCUCCGACGUAAAGGGUCUCCGAUUCGGCGGCCAGUUCAUCGUAAAAUCAUUCACAAUCCGUCGUGCUAGGCCUCUUGAACUUUUACAGCUCCUUUCUUUUCCACCAACCAAUACCAAUACCAAUACCAAACCCCACAGCAAUAACAACAGCAAUAAACUCCCUUUUCCUUCGACCACAGCUUUCUUGCCCACAAACUUUACAAUCUUGGCACACCAUGCCUGGCACACCCUCACACUAGGCCUUGGCACCAAGAAAUCCAAAGUACUUCUAUUCGUUUUUGAAACUGAGUCCAUGAAGUCAGCUAUAGACCGUGUUUGGCCAUCGGAGAUACCACUUGGAGAAGUGAACAAGAGGCUCAUCAGAGGCUUGGCAGGGUCCGAGAUGGCUAGGUUCAAGUUCAGAAAAGGGUGCAUAACUUUUUAUGUGUACGCAGUCAGGAAAGUCGGAAGCAUGAGCUUUUCAUGCGCUGAUGAUCUCAGGAACAUACUACAGUCUGUGGUUGCACUCAAUGAUUUCUUGGAUCACACUGCAAUGCUUGCUAUGCCUAACCAAAGAAGCAUUAGCUAUGCCACUCCACCUCCUGUGGCCAUGGCUCACUAGGCAACAUUUUCUUUCUCUUUUCUUUCUUUUUAUUAUUUUUAUUUUUAUUGUUAUCAUCAGCUUGCUUAAAGAAUAUCAAUGCCAUCAUCAUCAUCUUCGUCAUCUUAUCUUAGGAAUUUUUUUUUUUUUUAAUAUAAUAAUUUUAGUUUGACUUUUUAAUGAUUUUUUCUUGGUUAUGAUUAUGAUGGGGGAUAGGUUUAUUUGUUGGAGAUCUUGUUUUUGUUUUCUUUUUUCUCUUUUUGAAAAAGAAACUGUAUUUUAGUAUGAAUAAAUUGGACCGACUUCUAUAUAUGACAGAGAAUUGUAUGCCUCUGUUCUUUUGCAGUGUGGCACAUGUUACAGGUUCAGUGAUUGUUAUCUUGAA
Molecule: messenger RNA, 1144 nt
Organism: Quercus lobata
Lineage: Eukaryota; Viridiplantae; Streptophyta; Magnoliopsida; Fagales; Fagaceae
Exons: 1
Coding region: 79-780 (233 amino acids)
Source: RefSeq, a predicted model, not a curated record